Messenger RNA from Penicillium daleae, 810 nucleotides. RefSeq lists its product as uncharacterized. The coding region runs from base 1 to 810 and encodes 269 amino acids. The record is from RefSeq and is a predicted model, not a curated record. The transcript has a single exon. Lineage: Eukaryota; Fungi; Ascomycota; Eurotiomycetes; Eurotiales; Aspergillaceae.
AUGUGCUCUUCUAACAUGGGUCAUCAAGCAGCGCGUGCACAAGAGGAAGGCACGACCGAGAUGGAAACUCGUCCCUCCUUCGCGCCCCAUCAAACUUCUCAGACUUCUCACCCAUCCAACUCUUCACCUCCCACCUCCCAUCCCACUAUGUCCUCUGGCAACGCCGAUUCAUCCCAGGCCAAUCCUCGAUCUGGCCGUGACGCCCAAAGCUCUGAGUCCAGCAGCUCCUCAAAAGCUGCAACGUCUGUGUGCAGUCCAAAAGCAAUUUCACCAAAAACAUCCACGCCUCAAUCUCACGCUUCAUCUCUUCUAUCCUCCAAACCCGAGAUUCUUGACCUUGGGGUCGAUCCCACAACCCUCCUAACCGCCCAUAUCCUCGACCGACCCUCUCUCGACCAGCUUUGGGAUCGUCUCGACGUACUCAAAGACGAGCUCCUGUCAGAGGACCCUCCCAGCUCGCAAUACCUUCUGGUGCGACGGAUCCCCGCCGAUCUUUUUUCGGCGCUUAUUGAACACGGUGAAGUUCCAAAAGGGGUGCGCGCAACGAUUCUCCACCACAAGCACGAGAUCUUAUAUAAGAUCAUGGUGUACCACUACCAUGAGAAAAUCACCCGUCAGUUUGAUACCUGGAUUAACAAUGCUCUUGGUAAUAUGGGGUUGAGCUUCCUCAACUAUGAUUUUUGGCUUGGAGGGGCUGGACGGUCGGAUGGUCGGAUGGUCGCGUGUGCAGCAAGGAGGCAGACACAGCGUUUUUCCCUGGAAGGGAACCGGCCGCCGGGGCACCCAUACCAUGGCCCUCUCUUGUGCUAG